AUGGCGAGGCCAAACUCGCUACAAGUGUGUGCGAAAGAGCUCAUGAGACGCUGUAAAGCACCCACAGUGUGUGCGGUUAGGACAGUACCAUCUGAAAACAGCAUCACCCUUACCAAUACUUUCCGAUCCUUGGUCUUUGCUCGGAGGUGUGCAAGAAGGAAGAAGUUUCCAUCACUUCUAGUGUGAAGGUACACACAAUGCCUUUGAAUGGCAGUAGGGAGAAAAAGGUGCUGAAGAGUGUGGGAGCGUGUACCUAGAGCGGAGCGAAGUAAACCAUUGGUUCUGUAAUAGCGGUCUUAUUUGCAGCUCGAAAAAGACGGUGACAAUGGUUAUUGCAUCACACAGAGCAGUCAAAACUGCCAGAGACGUUCUUAUAUCUUACGGUUAUUCGAUUCUACAGAAGAGGGAUCCUUCAAGAACCUUGGGGUGA
Porites evermanni is the source of this 430-nucleotide messenger RNA. Lineage: Eukaryota; Metazoa; Cnidaria; Anthozoa; Scleractinia; Poritidae. The record is from the annotation of a GenBank genome assembly.